This is a messenger RNA of Hippocampus comes (tiger tail seahorse), 884 nucleotides long. RefSeq names its product adenylate kinase 1 (gene ak1). The transcript is spliced from 6 exons. The record is from RefSeq and is a predicted model, not a curated record. Gene Ontology annotation, molecular function: ATP binding; nucleoside diphosphate kinase activity; AMP kinase activity. NCBI's taxonomy places the organism in Eukaryota, Metazoa, Chordata, Actinopteri, Syngnathiformes, Syngnathidae. Gene Ontology annotation, cellular component: cytoplasm. The coding region runs from base 239 to 856 and encodes 205 amino acids. Gene Ontology annotation, biological process: ATP metabolic process; nucleoside triphosphate biosynthetic process.
UCUGCCGCCAUCUUGUGGCUAUUUUAGAGGAUACUGCGAGCGAGCAUAGUAAAAAGUUCCCAUUUUUAUUCUAAAUAAUUGAUAUUUCACUCACACUUAAAAAGCAGCUAAAAUCUACCACAAUUUAUGUGGAUUGAUAAAAAAAAUCUGUUACCUGUUUUGUUCUACAUGGCGACCAGCCGUUGAUAUGGUAACCAAGACAACACAAUCCUAAGAUUCGAAAGGAGUUGUUGCAGACAUGGGGAAUUUAUGCAACUCGCAAGACUUUUGCCAUCGAAAUGACAAGCUCAAAGAUGCUAAAAUCAUCUUUGUGGUCGGCGGGCCCGGGUCCGGUAAAGGCACGCAGUGCGCAAUGAUGGUGAAAAAGUACGGCUUCACCCACUUGUCAUCCGGGGACUUGCUCCGCACUGAGGUGGCCUCGGGCUCUGAGAGGGGCAAGCAGCUUCAAGCCAUCAUGCAGAAGGGAGAGCUUGUGCCACUGGACACCGUGCUGGACAUGAUUAAGGACGCCAUGAUCGCCAAAGCCGAUGUAUCCAAGGGCUUCCUCAUCGACGGCUACCCACGUGAGCUGAAGCAGGGCGAGGAGUUUGAGAAGAAGAUCGGCAAACCGUGCCUGCUGCUGUAUGUUGACGCCAAGUCCGAGACCAUGGUCAAGAGACUUCUGAAGCGUGGCGAGACCAGCGGCCGCUCUGACGACAACGAGGAGACCAUCAAGAAGCGACUGGCCCUCUACUACAAGGCCACCGAGCCCGUCAUCGCCUUCUACGAGAAGCGUGGCAUUGUCAAGAAGGUGGACUCGGAACUUCCGGUGGAGGAGGUCUUCAGCCAAGUCGCCAAAGCUAUUGAUGCACUGUAGUUUCAAAAAAAAAAAAGAAAAACCAACA